Hemibagrus wyckioides is the source of this 847-nucleotide messenger RNA. Its product is annotated as E3 SUMO-protein ligase ZBED1-like. The record is from RefSeq and is a predicted model, not a curated record. NCBI's taxonomy places the organism in Eukaryota, Metazoa, Chordata, Actinopteri, Siluriformes, Bagridae. The transcript is spliced from 3 exons. The coding region runs from base 10 to 546 and encodes 178 amino acids.
GCAGCUAAUAUGAUUAGGGCAGCGUCUAUGAAUAACUGGACGAGGCUACACUGCUUUGGUCAUAGACUGCAUUUAGCCAUCGAGAAUGCCAUGAAGGAUCCAAGAAUUGACCGGGCUGUGGGCGUCUGCAAAAAGUUGGUGAGCACCUUCUCCUACAGCUGGCAGCGUAAGAGGGAGUUUAUUGCAGCACAAAAGGAGCUGAAGCUCCCAGAACACUCACUGAAAACAGAGUGUCCAACGAGGUGGGGAUCACGUCAAGCCAUGAUAGAGAGAGUCAUCGAGCAGCAAAAGGCCAUUGCACAUGUCCUGUCUUCUGACAAGAAGUCUCGGCAUCUCAUCCCAACAUGGCAGGACACGGAUGUGCUAGAGGCAAUCAACAAAUCCCUGCAACCUCUAGUUAAGUUUACAGAUGCACUGUCUGGCGAGACGUACGUCAGCGUGUCGUUUGUAAAGCCAGCUCUUCAUCUUUUCAACUCGUCAAUCUUGAAAGUUACGGAUGAUGAUACUGACCUGUCAAGAGCAAUAAAGUCUAAAAUCCUGGAGUAGCUAAAUGAAAAAUACAGCGACCCACAUAUCCAGGCUCUGUUGGACAUGGCAUCUACUGUGGAUCCACGUUUUAAGAUGAGCGAUAAGAUUCAGCUACACCGCUGAAGACAACAAAGCAUCAAUACAAGCCAGACUGAAAGCUGAGAUGCAGACUGUGGCAAUGAUGGUGACACUCCCAGCACCACCACAAGAAAACACUGAGGAGAAUGCUGAAGCUGGAUGCGCUCCAAAGAAAAAGAUGACUUGAGGAAGCUACUUUAAAACUACUGAACAAGACUUGCCAUCUAGCAACCACAAACCC